GCAAAAGGGAGUAAUUGCAAGAUCGGUACUGUUAAGACCUGGUGGUCCAUUGGCAUUGGAACUCGCACGGCAUCCCGUUGUUCUUAAAGUUGACGAUUGGGUGUUUUGUCAUGGUGGACUUCUUCCCCAUCAUGUUACGUAUGGCAUAGAGAAGAUAAACAAUGAAGUAUCUAAAUGGAUGCCUAAUGUUAAUGAAGAUGACAAUGGGUGGCAAAUACCCUUUAUAGCUACCCGAGGCACAAAGAAGUUGAAAUUAUGCAACAUCUUUCUAGUCAUCCGGGUGUCGUGACAUUAAAGGCGGUGUAUGAAGAUGCUCGGUUUUUUCAUUUGGUUAUGGAGCUUUGUUCUGGCGGGCGGUUGCUUGAUCAGAUGAGGGAAGACGUUUUGUUUUCAGAGCAAAAACCUACUAAUUUGAUGAAGGAAUUGAUGUUGGUUCUUAAAUAUUGUCAUGAUAUGGGUGUUAUUCAUCACGAUGUAAAGCCUGAUAAUAUUCUUCUUUCGGCUUCUGGCUCAAUUAAGCUUGCGGAUUUUGGGCUGGCUGCUAGAAUCGCUAAUGGUCAAAGUCUAUUCGGUGUGGUAGGAAGUCCUGCAUAUGUUGCUCCUGAAGUUUUGAUCAGUGCUUAUUAUGAAAAAGUCGAUAUAUGGAGUGCUGGUGUGGUCCUCCAUGCACUUUUGGUCGGUCUCCUCCCGUUUGGUGGCGGUUCUGUAAAUACCGUGUUUGAGGCUGUAAAAAACAUGUCCAUUAAUUUUCAAGAUAAGUUAUGGGACUCGAUAUAACAACCUGCCCGUGAUCUUAUUGCACAUAUGCUAACAAGAAAUGUAUCCGAGAGGUACACUGCUGAAAACGUACUACGCCACUCAUCAAACAUCUGCAAAGCCAAAUCAUUGAUAAAGUGGAAGUAUUUCUUAAGAUCAUCAAUGGAGAGAGGUUCAUCAAUGAGGCGCCUAAGGCGCUUGUGCUAAAAGCCAUAUUAUUUCCUACAACCAUCAAACAUAUGUUAUUGUACUUGUGUGUAGAUUAUUUUUUUCUUUUUUAUCAUUUUCUAUUGUUUUCAUGGCUUUAGCGGCAUGUAAAAAUUAAUCCGCUAAUAGUGUUUCUUCCAAUGUAUGCAUUUUCACAGAAUAUUAAAUUUCAAAGUAAA
Molecule: messenger RNA, 1142 nt
Organism: Helianthus annuus (common sunflower)
Lineage: Eukaryota; Viridiplantae; Streptophyta; Magnoliopsida; Asterales; Asteraceae
Product: serine/threonine-protein kinase PEPKR2
Exons: 4
Coding region: 256-777 (173 amino acids)
Biological process (GO): peptidyl-serine phosphorylation; protein autophosphorylation; intracellular signal transduction
Cellular component (GO): nucleus; cytoplasm
Molecular function (GO): calcium-dependent protein serine/threonine kinase activity; calmodulin binding; ATP binding
Source: RefSeq, a predicted model, not a curated record